Molecule: messenger RNA, 1394 nt
Organism: Cuscuta epithymum
Lineage: Eukaryota; Viridiplantae; Streptophyta; Magnoliopsida; Solanales; Convolvulaceae
Source: the annotation of a GenBank genome assembly
ACAAAGACAAAAACACUAUCCUCCCUCCUCUCCCACUCAUUGCACUCGUCCAACACCAAGGAAAGAAGGCAAAGGAGCUCUGAACCCUCACCUUCCAUAGCCAACUCGAUUUCAAGCUCCAACAAGGAAAAAGGGAGAAGUUUAGGAGAGGGAAAUGGAAGAAAAAGUGUGGGGAUUAAGGAACUUGUAUAAGGUAUUUCAAGAGCUUUCACGAAGUUGAAAGAGUCACCGGAGUUGUCGCCGGAGUUCGUCAAAAGUCGCCGGAGUUUCGCCGGAGUUCAACCGAGAAGGGUAGAACUUCAUAGCGCUAAUUCGAGGAAAAGGCCCACAUUUUAUUUUUUGCACAAGGUCCGUAUUCUCUCAGGACCGGCCCUGAUCCACAGAUCAGGUUGAAGCUAGGGCUUGCUGCUUACACCUUCUUACGAGUGAUAUCAACUUCAUGAAGACGUGGUUGGUGCUUCCUUAUUUUCUUUUAAACUAUCGAACACUUGCUCAUGGAUAUUUGAUUUACUAUAAAACUAUAUUUGGGGCUUGCAUGCCUAUGUUGUUGGCCGGUUGUGGCUUAUGACUUACCGUUGAAUAUUUCCGCUAUUCAUUGGUCUAAAUGUGAUGUUGUUAUGUAUGUUUACUACUGAGUAUGGAUGGAUUGUUUUCUCGAACGCCUUGUAUGAUUAAGUGAGGUUGACUCGCGGGCGUGACAACCGUGGACGUGGCAGAGGAUAUGGACAACAAGGCUGCGGCUAUGGCGGACAACAGGGGGCUGCAUAUGGCGGACAGCAACAACAGGCACCUCCUGCACACGGCCAGUAUCUCUGGCAGCAGCCGGGUCCUCCUCCGGUGCGUGGUGCGGUUCAGCCGGGUUACCAAGGUUUACUAUCUGUUGAGCAAAAUUAUCAGUCUCCACCAGCACCUGUAGUCUGUCAGCUUUGUUUUUCCCCAGAUCAUUCUGCCAUGUCAUGCUCUCGUUUUACAAAUUCAAGUGCUUCGGCUCUCGCGGCUAUUCCUACGGGCGAAGCAAAUGCGGCUGUUUGGUAUCCUGAUUCAGGUGCCUCUGCUCACAUGACCCCACAUGAAGGACAAUCACAAGGGAGCCACCCUCCUCCAGGCCUCCAGUAGAGACUCCGUCUAUCCCUUUAGAGCAGCCUAUCAACAACCUUCAUCUCUUGCUUUAAAGACUGCACUUGUUUCGGGUCCUGUUUGGCACAACCGUCUUGGUCAUUGUGGGGAUCGUGUGUUAUCUACUCUUAGAAAAAAUAAUUUAAUUUCUAAUGCUAGUACUUUUUCCCAUAAUUGUGUUUCAUGUAAACUGGGCAAGUCUCACUGCAUUCCUUUUGACGAUGUUAUUCACAAUUUUACUACACCUUUACAACUGAUUCACUCGGAUGUUUGGCAAG